Molecule: messenger RNA, 908 nt
Organism: Bradysia coprophila
Lineage: Eukaryota; Metazoa; Arthropoda; Insecta; Diptera; Sciaridae
Source: RefSeq, a predicted model, not a curated record
CACAGUUCAAACAGACACCGUGUAUAUAAAUAGGGAUGCAACUUUAAUUGGUUCAAUUAGAUACUUUUAUUGCGUUGUAUUGUGAACGAAAUUUUUGGUGAAACAUUGUUACAAUGAAGACUGUUUGUAUCGCGUUGUUUGUGAUUGGUGCACUGCAGAUGGUUCAUUCAGUUGACCAGUCGGUUGUAGCACGACAAUAUGACCCGAUUGCCAAUUAUCGACUACCACAGCAACGUAGCGAUGAAAGUUUCAUCGAAUAUAUCGAAAACAUUGCCCAACAAACAAUCCAAUUGGCCAAAGAUGCGAUCAAGGUGUUACAGUCACGAAUCGAACAACUAUUCCAAGACAUUUACGACAGGCUUUUCGGCAUCCAACAAAUCGGUGAUGAUGCAUUGAAUGCAAUUUUGAAAGAUGUGGAAAAAAUCAACGGCAACACUCGAUCAAGUGUGAGUGCCUGCGUUGAAAAUCACAUGGACGAGAUCAAACAGACCAUUACUACUGGAAGGGAAGACAUUUUCAAGUGCAUCCAAGCAGCAAAGGCUGAAACUGACACUAUUAACGAGCGUUUAUUUCCGUAUGUCGAAUCGAUAGAAACUUUAAUUAAAAAUGUCACAGAACUUAUCGACAAGUGUUCAUCGUCGUCGAAUCCAGUUUCGGCGGCUAUUUGCAUUACUCAACAUGUAACAGACGUUUCGAAUGCAGUUUCGAAUAUCAUUCGUGACAGUCAGGAGGCUAUACGGUUGGCUAUGGUUGAGAUCAGCGCUCUAGUUAUAAAUACAACUGAAUGUGUGAAUACAACUACAGAUGCUGUUAGAGCUGCGGUCGAGAAGAUUAUCAUGGAAUGUAGAUCAGAGCAACCAGCAAGUGCCUAACUUGCAAUUAAUUUCUAUAAUAAACUCAUGCCAACA